Molecule: messenger RNA, 1287 nt
Organism: Phacochoerus africanus (Common warthog)
Lineage: Eukaryota; Metazoa; Chordata; Mammalia; Artiodactyla; Suidae
Product: olfactory receptor 52H1-like
Exons: 3
Coding region: 1-1287 (428 amino acids)
Biological process (GO): G protein-coupled receptor signaling pathway
Cellular component (GO): membrane
Molecular function (GO): olfactory receptor activity; G protein-coupled receptor activity
Source: RefSeq, a predicted model, not a curated record
AUGAUGGCCACAUUCAACUUGAGCAGCUUCAAUCCAGGCUCAUUCAUCCUGCUGGGAAUCCCAGGGCUGGAACAAUUCCACCUCUGGAUUGGGAUUCCCUUCUUUAUCAUCUACCUGGUGGCCCUUGCAGGCAACAGCCUUCUCCUCUACCUUAUUUCCAAGGAGCGCAGCCUUCACGAGCCCAUGUUCUUCUUCCUCUCCAUGCUGGCCGCGACAGACCUCAUCCUGUCUAAUACAUGUGUACCCCAAACCUUCAGGAUCUUCUGGCUAGGUCCUCAGGAAAUCACCUUUUCAGGAUGCCUCACUCAGAUGUUUUUUCUUCACUACAGCUUUGCUGUGGAUUCUGCCACCCUCCUGGCCAUGGCAUUUGAUCGCUACGUUGCUAUCUGCUUCCCCCUAAGAUAUACCACGAUUCUCACUCGGCAGAUUAUUACUAAGAUUGGCAUGGGUGUUGUCAGCAGGAGCUUUUGUAUCAUCUUACCCUGUGUGUUCCUAUUGAAGCGACUGCCUUUUUGCCGAACGCCCAUCAUUCCCCACACAUACUGUGAGCACAUAGGUGUUGCCCAGCUGGCCUGUGCGGACAUCGCUGUCAAUAUCUGGUACGGCUUUGCUGUGCCUGUAAUGACGGUCACCUCAGACCUGAUCCUCAUUGGCAUCUCCUAUGCGCUCAUCCUUCGGGCUGUCUUCCGCCUCCCAUCCCGGGAUGCCCGCCAGAAAGCCCUCAACACGUGUGGUUCCCAUGUUUGUGUCAUUCUUAUGUUCUACACACCAGCCAUGUUCUCUGUCCUCACUCACCGUUUUGGUCGCAAUAUUCCUCACUCCUUCCACAUACUGGUCGCCAACCUCUACGUAGCCGUUCCUCCUGCACUUAAUCCAGUCAUCUAUGGGGCGAAGACCAAGCAGAUUCGGGAAAAGAUCGUCCCGCCCUUCUUCCUUAAAGGGACUGGAAGAGGAAACAGAAUCCCAUUACUAGGCGAUGAGUACCCCGAGCGACGUGGAAAAGACAGGUCUAAAUAUUCUGGUGGACGGCCCCAGUUGAGAUCCCAGCUAAUAGUCGGCAACAACCACCUGUCAUGUUGCAGGAAGCCAGACAUGGAAAGAAGAGAGAAACCAGGCAGGUACGAGGCUGAGAAAUCUCCACUGCAGAAUCCCGCACAAGCCGGCAAAGGACAUCGCUGGUCUCAUCUUCUGCUGCAUUUCCCUAAUCCCCUUGCUCUUGCCACACGCGUCUUCUUGAACCUUCUCCAGUUCGUCAAGUACGCGUCCCUUCAGGGCCUUGAUAAUUGA